AUGGGCGAUUUCAACACCGAGGCCUUCACCUUGUUGGGGGUGGCUAUUUUCGUCAUCGGCCUACGAACAGUUGCAAGGUGGAUUAUGGUCGGCCCCAGAGGCUUCCAGGCUGAUGACUAUCUGAUGUUGGUGGCAUGUGUCGUGUACGGAUUAGAAACGGGCGCAGCAUACAUGGUCGGCGCGUGGUUUAUGGGACUUGCCAACAAUGCAAUGACGGAUGAGCAGAGAAUAAAUUUGUCACCUCAUUCAGAAGAAUACCGUCUGCGUGUGGGUGGCUCCAAGAUCCAAGUGGCUGGAUGGUCAUUAUACACUCUUUUGCUAUGGGUGUUGAAAACAUGCAUGGCUAUUUUCUACUCUCGAUUGACCGCGGGCUUAGUGAAUAUGCGUGUCCGAAUCCAUGUCGCCUACGUUUUAAUCGCCGUAACUUAUAUUGCGACGAUAUGUUCAAUUCUGUUGGGGUGUCAUCCCUUCGAAAAGAAUUGGCAGAUUAAUCCCAAUCCUGGGAAUUACUGUCAGCCCGCUGUGUCCAAGAUUGACAUCUAUGUGACUGUCGUUCUCAACGUCGCGACCGAUCUCUAUCUCAUCAGCAUCCCAGCACCGAUGCUUGUUAGAGCCCGACUCAAAUGGCGGGAGAAGCUCGAACUCCUAAUUCUGUUUAGUGGCGGACUGUUCGUUAUGAUGGCUGGCAUUCUCCGCUGCGUUCUCAUCUUAACGGCCGGUGCGAAUGGGGCACAACAAGCGGGUAGCUGGGCCUGCCGCGAGACUUUUGUCGCCGUCGUCAUUGGCAACAUUCCCAUGAUCUACCCACUAGUCCGUCGCGUCACACGACGUGCUGGCCUAUACAUUUCCACAAAAAGCAGCACCGAAAACUACGCGGGGUAUCAAUUAUCAGAGGGUGAUACCGGUGGCGGUGGGGAUUCCAGACGAAAGAAGUUCCGUCAUCCACUAUCGAUCCCCGGUGACACUCAAUGGAACACGAUCAGCGACGAGCAAAUGAUCUUGCCGACCUCGCGACAACAACCGGCUACCUGCACAGCUGGUGAUGCUGACUGGGACACCCACAGCCAGGGUAGUCAAGGUGUAAUAAAAGUUAUCCAUGAAACAAUUAUUCACAGCGCCGAGAAGUCCCCUCGGCCAUGA
Penicillium paradoxum is the source of this 1140-nucleotide messenger RNA. RefSeq lists its product as uncharacterized. The record is from RefSeq and is a predicted model, not a curated record. Lineage: Eukaryota; Fungi; Ascomycota; Eurotiomycetes; Eurotiales; Aspergillaceae. The coding region runs from base 1 to 1140 and encodes 379 amino acids. The transcript is spliced from 6 exons.